AUGGCGAGUAGUGUCGUAGGUCGAUUUUCGCUUGGCUCCCGCGAAGACAGGCUUGAGAGGCAGGUGAGGCGGGGCAGGGGAGUGAGCCGCGCCGGGGGGGGGGGGGGGGGUCCAGCCCAGCACGUGGCUGGCGGCGUGCACGUUGCGAGCGAGCGUCUCCUCGGGAUCGGUUGUGUUAGCGCCGCCACCAUUGAGUUCGCACAAUUCGAUACCGGCCUCGCGCGCCCGCGAUGCUGGUCAGUGCGCCCGUUGGACCGCCACGGCUACAUCGACAUGGGCACCGACUCCUCGAGGCCCCCAUGGGACCUCGCCGGGUACUGCACUCCAGACUCUUCGGAUCGCCUGUUCCUGUCUCCGCCUGCUCCGCUGCCGCCGAUGCCGUAUCGCGUGCCCUCUUGCUGCCACUACUCAGGUACUCUUCAAAGCCAGGUCCUGGAUGGUGCAGCAGCUCUACCACAGUGCAAACCUUCCGGCUCGGCCUUGAUCUUCAUUAUUAUCUUGGAGCCUUUCUAUUGCUGUGUACAUUGUUUGUUU
Molecule: messenger RNA, 534 nt
Organism: Iphiclides podalirius (scarce swallowtail)
Lineage: Eukaryota; Metazoa; Arthropoda; Insecta; Lepidoptera; Papilionidae
Source: the annotation of a GenBank genome assembly